GAGAGGCGGCAAGGCAGCAAGGUAGCGAGGCAGCAAGGCAACGACCACGGCAAGGCAGCCGGCGACGAGGCAUCUCUGCAUGACAACGAAUCCGCGACCACGGCAAGGCAGCAAGGCAACGACCACGACAAGGCAGCCGGCGACGAGGGGCCUCUACACGACGACGGCUCCGCGACCACGAGCAGCAGGUCAGGCUUAUGGGAUUGCAUUGCAAACUUGUAGGUUCAGGUAUAGCGGUUCAGGUUUAGGUGGUGCCAAAUGUUGAUGAAGAACAAGCAGGAAAUGAAGAUCAAGAACAAGAACCAGCUCUGACCAUCAACUUCUGCUCUCUGCUUCCUCUGCAUCAGAAAAUCCUCUAUUUUCUGCUGAAAAAUACCCUGCUUUUUGAGAUAAAUAUGCAAAUGUUACUGUUCCCGCGAACUGGGUUAGCGGCCGCUAUCUCCGGCUAUAGCGGUUGUAGCGUUUGCAUGAGCCAGCCGCCCGCGAUCUUAAAAUUUGAUCACAAGUUAACUGAAUUCAAUCUUUGAACCAAACAGAGUUAAUCUCUGAGCUCGUGUUUCUUAAUUGCCCUACAUUGCAACUAUCCUGCAACUACCAAAUAUUUCUGGAAUGUAAAAGCACCAUGCCUUGAUAGUAUCUUGUGUGUAGAUGGACCAACCAUUGCUUCUUAGUUUCUUGCAAACUGGAGUCUUCUCACUCAUGGUACUCACUCAUGGUAGAAAGUGAUUCAGCUCAACUGCUGGCUUAGCCACAAACAGAACACAAAUGAUAAAAAGAAAGCUCCAAGUGUACAAAUGGGAGUAUCUAAUAAUGCACCAAAACGCUCUGGAAGAUAGAAGCUUCAUCUAAUCAGGCGCAUUGAAUGUUGAGCUGCUGCUGGUUCUUCCAAAACAUGAGAAAUAGAGUAUUCGUUGGGAAAUUGCACAUGAUUAGGAGGUAGUCAUAUCUCAUCGAUGCCCCUUUCUUUCAAAAUUGCCGCAGAACAGUGUUAAGCUUCAUGCACCAGCCAACGCAACCAAAAGUACGAACAGAUAGAAAGGGCUAGUACAAUCCACAUAUACUGUAACACCCCCUCUCACGUGUGACGGAGAAGACAAGUCAACACGUGCAACUGGAAGAGAGCGACGGCGCGCGAAACUCGCGUAUGACUCAGGAGGCCUCUACGUGGACACAAAGGGGGGCUAUCAGCAAUUUUUAAAUAAAUUGCGCAAACCAGGACUUGAACUCAAGACCUUAGCUCUGAUACCAUGUUAAGCUUCAUGCACCAGCCAACGCAACCAAAAGUCCAAACUGAUGGAAAGGGCUAGUACAAUCCACAUAUACUGUAACAAACAGAUCCACCAAGCAAACCUGAAAUCCUUCAUGAUUCAUGCAUACACUAUAUUAAACCUUAAAUAAAAUAGAAUCUGCAAGUUAGAUUAUGAACUAUAUAAAUUAGCAAGAAAAAGUCUAAAUUCACUAUAAAGGAUCCGAAGCACUGAAUGUAUUUUCGAGAAAUAGAAUAUGCAAAUCUUCGGUUCCAGUGCCUUGCUUUGCCUCUUCCCGCCAACAAAGACCAGAGCAGAUCCAAAGCACUACGCCACACUCAUGUGCUUAUCCACACAUAGGUACUUCUUCCGUUUUUAUUUACUCCGCAUAUUAGAGUUGACAAAUAUAUAUAAUGUUAAAAUACAUUCAAUAAUAAAUCUAAUUGUAUUGAGUUGUUAUUGUAUAUUUUAAUAUUUUUGUUUAUAAACUUGGUCAAAGUUUACAAAGCUUGACUUUGACCAAAGCUAAUAUGCAGACUAAAUAAAAAUGGAGGGAGUACAACAAUAGUACCUAAUCGAUUAGGACUUCAAGUCUGAAACUGACUCCUACUCAACUAGUUAGAGUCUAAAACCAUCGCACAAAAAAAAACAGUAAGAGUCUCUAAGACCACCUCAUGCAAGCCAAAUAGCCUGUUUAACAACGAAACUUGCACAGAACACGGAAAAAAAUACCUAUCACACUCGGACAUGGACAACACUGUCCAACUCCAAUUCGACUAAGCAUCUAACCAAAGAUUAUUCCAACAAAUUAGCUUGUUCAUAGAUGCGUAUUGGUAUAUGUUAAAUUAUUAUUAGCGUUGCAGCUACCAAAGGCGUUCUCACUUAUUAACGUGUUUUACUUCAGCGGCUCGGCCGCAAAGAUGUUGACGGCGCCACAGAGACAAUAAAUCUUCUUCUGGGUAACUUUAAAGUCAUAUAUUUUGAUGGUUGGAAUGGAUUUGGAGCAUCCUCUGUUCUUAGAUCCAUAGCUGCAAUGCUUCCAUCUAGGAGAACCCCUCCGGAACAAGUCUUCGACAAAAAAAUUCUUAUAGAUUGCUCAAAGUGGAAAAAUAAAAGAGGAGUGCAGAGGGCAAUUGCAAAGGAACUGCAACUUGAUCGCUCUAUAAUGGCUAUUCUAGAUGAGCAAGAUGAAGAUGAUGAUUUUUGGGGACGUGAUGAAAGCUCAAGGUGUGAGAUAGAUAGUGUUAGUCAAGUGAUUGAUAGGACCCUGAGGGAUAUCAAACUUAUGAUGAUUUUUCUUAAUGGGAGUGAUGAUGAGGUUGACGUAGGUCCCAUGGGUAUUCCUCUACCAAGAUAUGGCGACAACAGGGUGAUAUGGACCUUCAGCGGAAGCUACAUGUCCAUGCAUCAUAACCAAUCCAAGGUGGCAAGCAAGCUAAGAUCUACUGAGUUUUUUUUCUAUUGCUCUAUCGAAGAAUUGACAAGCUCACAGUUUCGUGGAUUGCUACAUCAACAAGCUGGUAGCAUAGUUGCUCGCAACCCAUGUAGGCUGGACAUUGACCAAACAAUUAUUGCAGAUUGCUGUCUCUACGAGUUAUUCCUACACUAUAAUUUCCACACCGUCACUAAAUUUGAUUGGGUUUCUCAUGCUUCUAACUAUUGGAUAUGCGAUGGGAUCAUACAAUGGGAAAGAGCAAGGGAUAUUAGUAAUGCAUUGCAUCUAGAGAUAAAUUGGAAGUGUGACGCUUCUCUGCUAGAUCAUGUUCUUAAAAUGUUCAUGGAACAUUCAGAGUCUCCUUUUCUGGCAAUUAAAGAUGACGAUCUCUAUGAAGAAGGCCCAUAUCGUUGGAUUUCGGUCACGUCGAGAGAUGCAGAAGUACAUGGGAUGAAAGCAAUACCUGCAGAGGCGUCAUCUUUCUUCUUGGCAUUUGAAAUAUCCAAUCCCCCAAGAGCUUUGCCAGGUGAAUUUUUUGAUUAUUGCAGCAAGCUUGGCGUUCUAACACUCUAUUGUUGUGCGUUCAAUUUUGCUUCACCUUCUUUCCUGAAGUGUCAUGGUCUAAGAUUCCUUGGACUGGACCACUGUACAGAUGACAAAACUAUUGGAGGAGAGAAUCAUGCAGUUUGGUUAUGUCUGAGUAGCUUGUGGGUGUUGGACCUGCGUUACACCGAUUGGAAUGAAAUCUUAUCCAAGGAAAUGUUAAAUCUCAUGAAAAAUAUCAGAGAGUUAAAUAUAGAGGGAGUCAGGGGCUGGCAAUACACUACUGAUCUACAAGGGCGAUUACCUAACCUCCAGAGGCUCAGAAUAAUCAAACCGACGUGUCAAUGGGAGACCUCAGAGGAUGUCGAUAACUCCUCUACGGAUAAGAAAAGUAUGGAAAUACUUGACUUGUCUGGCAAUUGUGACAUGAAAAUUCUUCCACCAAGCCUAUGGAAGGCAACUAGCCUCCGGUUGCUUGUACUUGAUGGUUGUGAUGGACUGGAAAGCAUUGGUAGGCUCCCUCCCUCCCUUGAAUCAUUUAGCUUUAAUGGAUAUGGGCCAGCUUCUCAAUGGACAGAAACUGCUGAGCUACCUUCAAAACAAUUUCGUCCAUCCAGCAGAACAGAUAAUAAGGAUGUCAGAAUAUCCAAGAUCUCCUUAGCAGGCUGCACCCAGUUGGAGAAUUUGUAUUUGUGUGGGCUACCCAACCUGGUGGAAUUGGACCUCUCUGGAACAUCAAUCAAGAUACUUGACUUCGAGACUAUGGUGGUGCAAAUCCCAAGGCUCAAGCGGCUGUUUCUAAUAGGAUGCAAGCACCUUCGUGCAAUAACCUUUUCGCACGAGAGUGUUCCUGACCUGGAGUUGCUGUGCGUAGACACGCGAGCUGGAAUCGUGUGUCCUCUUCGGCCAUCCAUCAGUAAAAACAAACCCACCAGGUUGCAGGUGCAUGGUGUUGUUGUAGAUGCAAGGCUUACUCACUCCUUGUCGAAUCUGAUCUUUAAUUAUAGACAAGGUGGUGUCCACUUUAAUAUCCACGUCACAUCCUCACCUAUGUAUGACGGGAUUAUUCAAUUUGAAGCAACCAACAAGGAUAUGAUUGGCCCCAGUGAUCAAGAGAGCCUGCAGCUUAUUCCAACGGGCCGGUACAGUGAUGUCCUUGGGAUGGUUGGCGUUGUCCCAAUGCAGGCCUUUCCACAGCCUCCGACUACAAAGUUUGAUCGACAUGUAGAGAUUGCUGAUGGGAGCUUCUACGUGGAGAGAGAACUUGGCGAAGCACUAGGCCAACUGAUGGGAAAUCAUGCGGAAUCCCUGCAUGUGCAUGAUAUCUUGGUACGUGCUAUUAUGCCUAAAUACAGUUCGUGGGUGCUUAGGUGGUGCUGCGUGGAGAGGUGCCCAAAAGUGGAUACCGUCUUCCCUGGGAAUUCAUUCGAGUUUACUGCAUUGGAGACCUUCUGGGUGUCAGAUCUCAUGAUGGCCCGCUCGAUUUUGAGUAAAGGUUCACGCUUUAAUGGAUAUGGUGAGAUUGGAUCCUUCAAAAGUUUACAGCACCUUCAGCUGCGUUCAUGCCCCAGCCUCCAAUUUGUGCUCCCGGUGUGGGUCUCCUCCUUCCCCAGCUUGGUGACCCUCCAUAUCAUCCACUGCGGCAACCUCAGCCACGUCUUCGUACUGGACGAAGAGUACCCUGAAGAAAUAACCACCCUUGGUGUACUAUUCCCGAAGCUGACAACCAUCGAUUUGCAUGACCUGCCGAAGCUGGAGAACAUAUGCGAGGUCAAGAUGGUGGCCCCUGCGCUCGAGAGCAUCAAGAUCAGGGGAUGCUGGAGCCUGCGCCGGCUGCCAUCUGUGGGUGCGCAUGGCAAUGGCAAGAAGAAGCCGGCCAUUGAGAUCGAGAAGGACGUGUGGGACGCCUUGGAGUGGGACGCCCGCCACCGCCCUGUCCACUUCGAGGCGCCGGUCCACUCGCGCUACUACAAGGAGAAGCUGCCCAGGGUCUCCGUCCUUAGGUACUAAUUAUACAUGCAAAUGACUUCCGAGUCCAUUUGCCACUGCUCCUGGUUGCAUUCAGUUACUGACCAUCUUGUUUCUCCAUGUCUCUCACAUCGCCUAGGUGAACUCUACACUCUGCUGUGUGCUCCGUUGCUACAUGAAAGUGAUGGACGUUGCUGGAUCAUGCGUUUGGUUUGCUUUGUGUGCUUUGUGUGCUUAUGGUGGCUCUCACCGUUUAUUAUAUUGUGGAUUUCAAACAGGAGACUUGCUGUGGACGGUGUGCGUGCGCGUGGUUUGAAAUUGGAGCGGCUUGCUGUGGACGCCUGCUAUGCGUGUGUGUUUGAGGAAUUGUCACAGCUGCCUAUGUCUAUCUGUGCCUGCGUGUAUCUACAAGGCUAGCUUGCUUGUGAGUGUGAAUUGUUUGAGAGUGUUUGCCAUGUAUCUGAACCAAGAAACAGCUUGCCUGGUUGUGUGUGUGCUUGUGUAUGCAUUGACCUGCUAGCUGCUUGUGUGUUUGUUUGCUAUACUUAUGAAAAAAAUGAAAAAGCAGCAGCUAUCUGUGCUGGUUGUUGCAAUUGCUUG
Molecule: messenger RNA, 5793 nt
Organism: Aegilops tauschii subsp. strangulata
Lineage: Eukaryota; Viridiplantae; Streptophyta; Magnoliopsida; Poales; Poaceae
Source: RefSeq, a predicted model, not a curated record